AUGGCGCCCGGCGAAUUUGACAGUCCUCCGGUCAAGCUGAGUGUUGGGUCGCGCUGCUUUAUCGCGGCCGACACGGACCUCCGCGGCGACAUCGUCAUUGGCAGCGGCUCUGUCAUUCACCCCAAGGCGAUUGUGCAUGCGCUCAACGGCACAACGAUCGAGAUCGGGCGCGACUGCAUCGUCGAAGAAGGCGCUCAGCUCGUCUGUCGAAUUGGUGCAUCUGGCGCGCCGACGAGGAUGGUCGUGGGUGACUCGAACUUGUUUGAGGUCGGGUGCAGAGUCGAGGCGAGGCAGGUGGGAUCGAGGAACACCUUUGAGCCAAAGUGCCGGGUGACGGACCUCGUUGCGAUUGGGGACUUCUGCCUAGUGGGUGCAGGGUCCGUCGUCGUUCCGCCUCCAACAUGGACACCGCCAGAGCCAGAACAAAGGCAGGGCCAGGAUGAGGAAGGGAAGAAGGAGCAGGAGGCGGAGCCAGGGAUAUUCAGAUUGCCUGAUCGGACCGUCGUCUACGGCGAAGAGUCGAGAUGGAGAACGUGGAGCGGCGAGGGCGUGCGGCAGGCUGAUGCACUCCACGCAAAGCAUCUCGACUACCUCCGACUUAACCUGCCUAAAUUUCACAAGCUCCGGCUCAUUCAAUAG
This is a messenger RNA of Acaromyces ingoldii, 639 nucleotides long. RefSeq lists its product as hypothetical. The coding region runs from base 1 to 639 and encodes 212 amino acids. The transcript is spliced from 5 exons. Gene Ontology annotation, molecular function: dynein complex binding. Gene Ontology annotation, biological process: mitotic spindle organization. NCBI's taxonomy places the organism in Eukaryota, Fungi, Basidiomycota, Exobasidiomycetes, Exobasidiales, Cryptobasidiaceae. Gene Ontology annotation, cellular component: dynactin complex. The record is from RefSeq and is a predicted model, not a curated record.